Molecule: messenger RNA, 987 nt
Organism: Bemisia tabaci
Lineage: Eukaryota; Metazoa; Arthropoda; Insecta; Hemiptera; Aleyrodidae
Gene: Prx5
Product: Peroxiredoxin 5
Biological process (GO): cell redox homeostasis; hydrogen peroxide catabolic process; cellular response to oxidative stress
Cellular component (GO): peroxisome; cytoplasm; mitochondrion
Molecular function (GO): thioredoxin peroxidase activity
Source: RefSeq, a predicted model, not a curated record
GUUGCAUCUUCAAUUACUUUUUGAGUCGUUUGGAGGACAAAGGAAAACCGUGACUUGCUAUUGACACGUCGAUUUUCUUCACACAUUGCGUGAUAACACAAGUAAUCCAUUAGUGCCAGCUGUCAUCUGAUAAUUAUCAUUAUGCAAGCUGUCCUGCCCUCCUGUCGUGCCGCCCUUCAAGGUGUUCGAGGACCGUUUCAGUCUGUUUACAGCUCUGCCUCUGCCAGUCGUGUUUUAUCAGCCAAACUCCAACCGUUUCUCUCUCUAAAUUCUUCAUUCCAUUUAACGUCCAUCAUGCCCAUCAAAGUCGGAGACCAAAUUCCUUGCGCAGAGCUGUAUGAAGAUACACCAGCAAACAAAAUCAAUAUCGCAGAGUACGUAAAGGGCAAAAAAAUAGUUCUGUUUGCAGUUCCCGGGGCUUUUACCCCAGGUUGUUCCAAGACACAUCUACCUGGCUACGUGGCUGAUGCAGACAAACUAAAAUCCAAAGGCAUUAGCGAAAUCAUCUGCGUUUCGGUCAAUGAUCCAUUUGUGAUGGGUGCCUGGGGCAAGGAUCAGAAUGUGAAUGGAAAGGUGAAACUCUUAGCAGACCCCUCUGCAGCUUUCACAAAAGCUCUCGAAUUAGAUACUGAUAUUCCACCUUUGGGCGGUACCCGAUCCAAGCGUUACUCAAUGGUCAUUGAUGAUGGCAAAGUAACACAAUUGAACGUAGAACCAGACGGAACUGGACUUUCAUGCUCGCUCUCCAAGAGUCUAAAUGUCUAAGCGGCAGCUUCUUGCACCAUCACAUCCUAUCACAAAACACAUCUAGUUGUGCCAUCUGAGCAAACGUCAAAUUAUUCCACUAUUCACUGUAAUCGUUUUUUCGUUCUAAUGUUGAUCACGUUUUUGUUUUGUUCCUCAUUUUUCUAUUUAUUAUAAUCGUACUGCACCUAAAAAUUCGGUGUUUCAAAAAACUCAAUACAAUACAUCCAACAGUUAUCAAAA